AUGGAUGCUUCGGAUGUAUGUCCGACCGAGGAUGCCAUUCAGGCUUUUUUGGAGUACUUAGUUGACCCCAUGCUUCCAACAAAAUCUUCUAUGCGGGAUACCCCAUCACUCUCUCUACAAGAAUCGGUUGCCAAACAGGUGCAUGCUGUUGUGCUACUAUACAACUAUCACAGAAAGCAAUAUCCGAAGCUAGAGGUUUUGCGUUUUAGUUCGUUUUGCAAGUUGGUUGUGGAUCUGAAACCAGCCUUGCUGGCUCAUAUGACAUUCAUGCAAAUGCCAAGUGAUACUGAGUUGGAUGACCUGGAGAAACAACUUUCAGUCACCGAAAGAACAAUAAUGGAUGCAUGUGAAAUAUCUACAAGUUUAGAUGCAUCCAUGGGCACUCCAAACACUGAGGGCUGGCCAAUUUCCAAAGUUACGGUUCUUCUAGUUGACUCCAAGAAGGAGAACUGCUUCUUGCAAUUCGGUUCCAUAACCCAGGGGGUUUGGUCGGUCAUUGAUAAAAAUUUGGAGGUUAGAGAUCGCAGUUCAAAUGAUACAAGGGAGUUAACACAUAUCAACAAAAAGAAAAGAUUCACUGGAAAUUCUUCUAGAGGAGAACUGAGGAUUGAUGAAACUAGUUGCCGAAAACUGGCAUAUUCAGCAAUUACAGAGGCCACAGAUAUUAAUCAGAAUGAUCUUCUGGUUUUGGAAAGCCAUGUUGUAUUUUCCCAUAGUAAAGAAAAGGCAGCGGCUUGCUUUUUCAUAGUUCAGUGUACCCAAUCAGGCAAGGAUGGUAUUAUUCAAUUUCCUAUUAAAGAUGUUAUUGACAGCCUGCAGGGUCCUCUGGUCACAAAGAGUUCCAGCUGCUGGACAGUCACAACAGUUGUUGAGUAUCUCCAUAUGCUUCCUUAUGCUGAGAUUUUGACCGACUGGUUUCAUAGGAGAGAAUUCUCAAAAGGUUUGCAAGAUUCAAGGCUAGGAGCGGGAAAUGUAAAUGUGACUAGCCCUAAUAGGACUGAAACACCUCACAAAUCAGAAAUUUGCAAAACUCAAGAGAAGUCUCAUGUAAAUGGUGUUCUAAUUGAGGAUAUUGGUAGCAACACAAGAUGUCCUGAACCCCAAUCAUGGAAGCAGAAAGAUAUCACUGGAUGUUGCAAGAUAGAUCUGGCUCAUGCUUUCAAUGGGUCUCAAGAAAUGGAGGUCAAGGACUCUUCCAUGGUUGCCUCAAGGAAGGAAAAAAGUUGUAAAAAAAUUUCAAGAUACAUUCAAGCUGUCAGCCACCAAGAUGAAACGCAUUCCUGUAUCAAAAGUGAAAUUCCCAAAACACAAGGCAAGUUGUCUCAUGUAAAUCACAUCACGAUAAAAGAUAUUGGGAACAACAUUAGCAGUUCUACACCUCAAUCAUAUAAGAAGAAAGAUACCACCGUAUAUAAAAAUACAAGUCCAACUGAAGCUUUCCAUGGGCCUCAGAAAUUGUGGUUGGAUGACUCUCCCAUGGUCCCGUUGCAGAAUGUAGAAAGCUGUAAGAAAAGUUUGAGCACCAUUCAAGUUAACCAGAAAAAAAAGAUAUCCUUGAUUGGGACUGAACUAAAUGGCUCAGCAACUAAUAAUAAGGUUGAGACUGUGAACCGGACAAGUCCAUCCCUUACUGACCGCAGAGUUACAAAAGUUGCUGGGAACAAAACUUGUUAUAUUAACCCAUCAUCUCAAGAAAGUAAAAGUGGGCAUACCUUUGCCACCUCUCAAUCAAAUUUAAAUGAUUUUGACAAGCUACAAAAUACUAUAGCGUCACAAGAACAGAUCUUGUCACAAACUGCUUGGAACGUUCUUAUGAAAAAAAGGAAUGAGCUGUCUCUUAAGAAGCGCAAUAUAGAGGAUGAGCUUGCUCGCUGUGAAAAAGAUAUCCAGACAAUUAUAAAUGGUGGCCAAGAUGGCUCAGCAGUAAUAGUCAAGUCUGUUAUAGAAGGUUGUAAUGAUGGAUAUCUUAGAAAUGAAAGGACUCAUACACUGCAAGAAGAGGAAUGGUCUCCUACAUCCAUCAAAAGGAAGAGGCUGUCAGAGGCUAUUCUUGACAAGCAAAAUCGAUGCCAGGAAUUGGAUGAGAUAUGUUCCAAAAACAGUUGGGUGUUACCGGUUUAUUGUGUGUCCCUAUCAGAUGGUGGAUUCCAAGCUAAUGUAACCGUAGAAGGUCUGGACUUCAAGUGUUUAAAAGAGGGUGACCCAUGUUCUGGUCCUAGUGAAGCAAGAGAAUCAGCUGCAUUUCAAAUGUUGGAAAAGUUGCGGAGCAUGGCUGGCCAAGCCAAAAAAGUUGCAGGUCAAUAA
Fragaria vesca subsp. vesca is the source of this 2304-nucleotide messenger RNA. RefSeq lists its product as uncharacterized. Bases 1 to 2304 code for a protein of 767 amino acids. The transcript has 10 exons. Lineage: Eukaryota; Viridiplantae; Streptophyta; Magnoliopsida; Rosales; Rosaceae. The record is from RefSeq and is a predicted model, not a curated record.